CACAUUCUAACUAUUUUUUAGAACUAUUUUUCUCAUUUGAUGAAUAUUCGAAUACAUAUAACAUCAAAUCGGAGUAUCUAAUAAUCAGCUCAUUAAUGAAACAUCAGUACGACCAGCACUUAGACCAGGAUAUACUACUUAUUGCAGUUGAGAAUAAAUUAGCAUUCGUUUGCCGUUGGUUAUUAUCUCAUUUUCAUUAUGAAGAUGAAUGUAUCUUUCAAGUAUUGUCAAAAUCUUUUGAGAUGGGAAAUAAUGACAUAACCAAAGCCUUGGCCUGGAAAGUUACUAGACAAUUCUACAAGAAUUACAAAGUGAUCUUGGAUAAAAAUGCCAUCGACAUUUAUCCAGCAUUUAAAUGUGAAUGUCACAAUAUAGUGUCACGUUCCGAGGAAAAAUGCUUGCGUGCAAGCAAUAAGUUAAUAGCUAUAGAAUGGAAUGGAAAUCGCCUUCCAAAAAUACCAAGUACGUUUUUGAAUUUCGAGGUCAAAUUUUUCAGCUUUGAUGAAUUUAGUUCCCACAAUGAAGAAGAUGAAAUGAAAGAUAUAAUGGCGGCAAUAAAGAAAACGAUAGGAUCGUCUUCAUACAAUCUCUCAAUGCAACAAAUCAAUGGUGAAGUGGCAUCAACAGUGUUCAAGCAACACAGAAAUCUUUCUUUAAUUUGUCCAACGAUCAUUAAAUCUACAAAUUAUGGCUCUGAUCAUAACCUUUUACAAAUGCAUUGUAUUCAACUCUUUUGUCACAGAAAAGGGUACAUCCCUCUCGGGGAAAACCAUUUUCCAUCAACCAUUAAUGGCUUACCAACAGAUAUUUUACAAGGUUACGGCUUCUUCGCCUCCACCACUUUACGAAUAGGCGAUAAGAUAGGCAAUAAAGCUACAUGUGGAACUCUGGGAGGAUUUUACCGAUUUGGUGGAAAAUUGAAAUGUUUUUUAACAUGCGCACAUGUGCUCUACAGUCUUUCAACUUUGCUAGCUCCUAAAGAUGAUAUGUGUCAGAACGGGGAAGUUGAUGUCUUUUUGGAUCCUGGCCAGUCAAGUCCACGUGUAUGUGGUAGUGCUAUUCGUGGAGUUUUCAAACAUGAUGACUCUAGCAGGACCAGUGUAGAUGCAGGUAUAGUCGUGAUAGAAUCGCCUGACUUUAUCAUCGAUCCUAGUGAUAUAUUACGUGUCAUCAAUGGACCCCCUCAGUCACCAAGCGUAUUAGGUAUAUCGUCAACUUUACCAUUCGUGAAUCAAAAUUUCUGCGAUCAUACGAUGCUGUGUUGUACCAGGGAAACGGUGUCAGUUAUGGCUCCAGGUGCGGUUACAGGAAUAAAACAAAAUGUAAAAUUCGACCUUCCAACAGAUAAGGACGUGAAUUUUCAGGAUCUUGGCCAGAUCAACGUGCAGGCCAAUGGGUCAACCUUUCAACCACUAUUAAUUGCUCAACCCGCUCAUAUUCAGAUUCCCGUCGGAUCGCUGAAUGAGAAGCGGAUUUUCACUAUGUACAAUCAAAUGGUUAUGAAUAUUCCCCUACAGGAAGGAGAUUCAGGAACAUGUAUAUAUAUUACAGGACACACCCCACUAAAUACUGGUUGUGUGGGUAUGGCAAUUGCUUUCUGUUCAGGGUCAGGUUAUUCAUUGGUUACACCUAUAAAGGAAAUCAUUCGUGCGAUUAAUGGAUGACAAAAAAGUAAAGCGAUUACGAUUUUUAAUGCGUUGACAAGAUAAGCCUUUUAAUAACAUUUUCCUUUAAAACCUUUAAUUGACAUGUAUAUAUAAAAUGAAAUAUAUAUGAAUUAUUACACAGAAGUGAAAUGUUCUUGUUAUUUGGUUAUAAGUUAACAGAAAAAGGGUAAACAAAGACCACACGUUUGUUUAUUCAAAUUAAAUAACAAUGAUAUGUAUUUAUGGUAUACAUUUUUAUCAAAGUUAUUUUUGACCUGAUAAUAUGCAUUGCUUUCUAACGAUCAAUUGUAUUCAUUUUUUGUUUAGCUUUUUAUUACAAUGUGAACCAAUAGACACCUUUCAAGACUAUACAACCCGUCUAAAAUCGGCAAAAAUACAUCAUCAAGGGUAUCAAUAUUCCCAAUUUAAAUAAAUAAACUAUGAUUAGUUGAAUUAAAAACAGUUCAAAUGACACCGUUAGGAUUUACUUCAUUCCUCAACGAAAAGAAUCUCUGCAAAGCCCAAAAUAUUGCACAAAACCCUACAGUGCUAACCUACUAAACUAACAGCAAUCAACAGUUGAAAUAGCAAAUUUAUAUAAGAUGAGCUUGGUUGCAUUUGAUAUAGCGUUUGUUUCGAUUAAUUAAAUGAAAACCAAUUUUAUACCUCUAACUGUUUAGCAACAAUUUUCUAUUGUGUUCUUUCAUUGCAUCAAUAACUUGUUUUAUAACUAUAUUAGUUUUGCCUUACUUUGAUGUGUAAUUGCUUCUUAAAUUCUAUAGGGAUCCUGUUGGACACAAUUUCAUCAAUUCUCUUGCUGUAUGUUUAUAUUUCUUUAUUUUCACGUUGAUUGUUUCAUUUUACAUUUGACAUUAUACCAACUUUUUUUAUUUUUUAUUUUAGAGUUAAUUCAAUUGCAACUUGCCUUUAUAACCGAUUAUACGGUAUUGAAUUUUCUCAUUGUUAAAUGUGUAUACAGUAGUUGUCGUUUGUUUAUGUAAUAUAUACGUGUUUCUCGUUUCUCGUUUUGUUUAUAUAGAUUAGACCGUUGGUUUUCCCGUUUGAAUGGUUUUACACUAGUAAUUUUGGGGCCCUUUAUAGCUUGUUGUUCGGUGUGAGCCAAGGCUCCGUGUUGAAGGCCGUACUUUAACCUAUAAUGGUUUAAUUUUUAAAUUGUUAUUUGGAUGGAGAGUUGUCUCAUUGGCACUCACACCACAUCUUCCUAUAUCUAUGGUGACCAAUAAUUGAUAGCUAUCACUUCGUUUAAACUUUGGUGAAAAGUAGUCUCUUUCAUUGGCAACCAUACCAUAUUUCCCCUUUUAUAUUAAAAGUCUGCAAUUUUUUUUAGGUGUUUCAUUAUCAAUGGAAAUAAAGGGAAUUUUUUAGGGCCCCAUAACUGGUUAUAUAAAAACACAGGUUUUGCAAAUCAAAAAGCACCAGGUGUCAUAAUCCGUUUAUCCGAUCGAUAUAUUAAAUUAUCAUGAAAAGUAGUUAUUAUAUAUCAGUGUAUAUAAAGUGCGAAUCCAGUAAGUUCAUUUUCACUGUUGUAUGCGAGUAUGUUCAUUGUAGAAUAAAGGAUCAUGGGAAAACAGUAUUUGUUUACGUUUUGAAAAUACCAAAAUAAUUGGUUUGAAACAAA
Mytilus trossulus (common blue mussel) is the source of this 3285-nucleotide messenger RNA. RefSeq lists its product as uncharacterized. Lineage: Eukaryota; Metazoa; Mollusca; Bivalvia; Mytilida; Mytilidae. The record is from RefSeq and is a predicted model, not a curated record. The coding region runs from base 96 to 1664 and encodes 522 amino acids. The transcript is spliced from 2 exons.